Molecule: messenger RNA, 1428 nt
Organism: Penicillium riverlandense
Lineage: Eukaryota; Fungi; Ascomycota; Eurotiomycetes; Eurotiales; Aspergillaceae
Product: DUF1479 domain-containing protein
Exons: 2
Coding region: 1-1428 (475 amino acids)
Source: RefSeq, a predicted model, not a curated record
AUGGCUUCCAGACUUCUCUCCAAAUCCGCCGUGCGCGCGGCGUCGACGACCGCGUCGCAGACCACCAAGGCUGCUGGUGAUAUUUCCUCGGUCUUCCCUUCUCUAAGACCCGACUACCAACCCGAGCCUCUUCCACCACGAUUCCGUGAUCUUAAGAUGAAAUUCUUUGAAAAGAACCAAAAGGCACUCGAACAAAGUUGGAAGAGACUGCUUCCAAGUCUGGAGGAGGAGGUCGAGAAGAUCAAGUCGAAGGGCAGUGAUAUUAUCCCCUCGGUUGACUAUGCCGACGUGAUCUCCGGCAAGGUCCCUGAAGCCGCACUCAAGGAGAUCAAGCACCGGGGCACGGUGGUCGUUCGUAAUGUGCUGCCCCGCGACCAAGCUCUGGAUUACAAGCAGCGAAUCCGAGACUAUGUAGCUGCAAACAAGGAGCGUGUCAAGGCGUUUCCGCCCGACUCGCCAGCUGUGUACGAACUCUACUGGACGCCAUCGCAGGUCGAGGCUCGGGCACACCCGAAGGUGCUCGAUACACAGCGCUUUCUGCAGCAUCUGUGGCAUUCUUCUGACCCCAACAGCAAGAUUUCGACCUCUAAUCCGCUUACUUAUGCGGAUCGACUACGGAUUAGAGACCCGGGUGACUCAAAAUUCACCCUCGGACCGCACGUCGACGGUGGCUCACUUGAGCGCUGGGAAGACCCGGAGUACUCGCGAGUGUACACAAAGAUCCUUGAAGGCAACUGGGAGCAGUAUGAUCCAUGGGACGCGAAGCACCGCCUAAGCGCCAAGAUGGAUAUGUACAACGGCGCCGGCGCCUGCUCGAUGCUGCGCUUCUUCCAGGGCUGGCUAUCCAUGUCCGACACCGGGCCGGGCGAAGGCACGCUGCAUGUAUGCCCGAUGCUCAUCCACAGCACAGCUUACACGAUCCUGCGGCCAUUCUUUGACGCGAAGAGCCUCCAGCCUCUGCAGGACGCUACCUUCCCGGGCUCUGUCCCAGGGGCUUGCCAGGAAUAUAACCCGGUCACGCACCCACACCUCGAUCUGGAGACGACGAUGGUCUCAGUGCCGCAGGUUGAGCCUGGGGACUUUGUCGCCUGGCACUGCGACUCGCUGCACUCCGUGGACAAGGAGCAUCGCGGCAAAAACGACUCCAGUGUGCUCUAUAUCCCCGCCACUCCGUUGUGCGACAUGAACGUCGACUACCUUCUCAAGCAGCGCCAGGCUGCGCUCUCUUACUCCCCGCCAUGGGAUUUCCCUGGUGCUGGUAGUCCCGGUGAGAUGGGCUUCCAGGGUGCUAUGGACUGGUCCUCGCUCAACCCUGAAGGCCAGCGUGCUAUGGGGCUGGGUAAUGAGCCGUGGGAGAUUACGGAUGCUAUGACUGAGGGUGAGAAAGAGGCUGUGCGGUCAGCUAACAAAAAGUGCUUCGGAGUGUAA